Molecule: messenger RNA, 1905 nt
Organism: Trametes versicolor FP-101664 SS1
Lineage: Eukaryota; Fungi; Basidiomycota; Agaricomycetes; Polyporales; Polyporaceae
Product: MATE efflux family protein
Exons: 13
Coding region: 1-1788 (595 amino acids)
Biological process (GO): xenobiotic detoxification by transmembrane export across the plasma membrane
Cellular component (GO): membrane
Molecular function (GO): xenobiotic transmembrane transporter activity; antiporter activity
Source: RefSeq, a predicted model, not a curated record
AUGUCGUCGACGUACGUGCACUACUCCUCGCCCUCUUCCUUACCCUCAGACUACGCUAUCCUGUCUCGCUACGCGGCGGCACACGACCUAAAUACCGAAGCGCCAACACCAGAAGACUCAGACGCAGGACCCUCGGGCGAGCCUGUCUUUGAAGAUAACGAGUCGCUCGACCCGGACGGCGUAGACAUCGACUCCAGCAGUCGUCGGCGACGGCGUAGCUUUCCUACCUCGUAUCUCACACCCUUCAAUCCGACCAUGGGCCCUCUUCCGAACAAGUCGGGCCACCGCACCGGCCCCAAGCCCCCAAACCCGACGGAGAACACGCCCCUUCUCGCACCUCUUGUGCCUCGUAUAGCGGAGGAAUGCGACGCGGAAGACUAUGCCGAGCCUCCAAGCCUUCUCAAGAUGUUCAAAGAAGAGGCCAGGAUCCUCACGAAGUACACGGUUCCGGUCUUCUUGACGCACCUAUUCGAGUACUCUCUGGUGAUCGCGUCGGUCAUCUCUAUCGGGCAUUUGUCUACGACCGCUCUUGCCGCAUCCACACUAGGUUCCAUGACUGCGAGCGUCUCGGGCUUCAGCAUCAUUCAAGGCUUCGCGAGCACGCUCGAUACUAUGCUUCCGAGCGCGUGGACAUCCACUCAACCACAAUUGGUGGGGCUGUGGUCACAACGAAUGGCGGUCGUGAUGGCUGCUACGCUCAUACCUAUCUUGAUGGUGUGGUUUAGCUCGGAAAGCAUCCUACUCUUUUUGAAGCAGGAACCUGAGGUUGCGCGGCUUGCAGCAGUAUACCUCAGGUGGUCCGCAAUUGGCCUCCCUGCGUACGCGUUCAACUCCGUAUCUCGACGCUACUUCCAGUCCCAGGGUCUCUUUACGGUCCCCACCCGCAUCAUUCUUGGAGUCGCACCCAUCAACGCAGUGCUCAACUAUAUUCUCGUGUGGGGACCCGAUCCCGUUCGUCUUGGCUUCAUUGGCGCACCCAUCGCGACAGCGAUAUCUUUCAACCUGAUCUCAAUCCUCUCAAUCAUCUACGGCGUGUUCUUCGUUCCAAAGACUGCAUGGCACCCGCUCUCUAUGCGCUGUUUCACUAGUCUCGGCGUACUCGUACAGCUCGGCCUGUCUGGUGUUGGGCAGGUCGCGAGCGAGUGGUGGUCAUGGGAGCUUGUCGGUCUCGCGGCUAGUCAGCUUGGACCCACCGCGCUUGCGACACAGUCCGUGCUGCUUGUUUCCGCCUCGACAACAUACCAGGCGCCAUUCGCGUUGAGCGUUGCGUCUUCGGUUCGCAUCGGGAACCUUCUCGGUGAAGAAAACGCGAAGCGUGCGGCCGUUGCAGCCAAGUGCUCUAUCCUGAUGUCGCUAGUCAUCAGCACUGUGUGGAGCACGAUGUUCAUGGUCUUCCGCAACUCGUGGGCGCACCUGUUCAACGAUGACCCUGCUGUCGUUGCUUCCGUCGCGUCGAUCCUCCCUCUUGUCGCGCUCUUCCAAGUGUUCGAUGGCCUAAGCGCGAUCACCGCGGGUGUUUUGCGUGCAGUUGGAAAGCAGUUCACCGGUGCACUUCUCAACCUCAGCGCCUACUACGUCGUCGGCAUUCCAUUCGGAAUCUGGCUGGCGUUCUGGAAAGGAAUGGACCUGCACGGGUUGUGGAUCGGCCUCACCGUCUCGCUCGUGUACUGCGCAGCGGUCGGCGUGUGGCUUUGCCUGCAGACAGACUGGAACCGACAGGUGGAGAAGGUGCGCAUCCGGCUCGCGGCGGACAGCAAGGCGUCGGACGCGGAGAGGCAGCAGCACUAGCAUUAGGAGGGUGUGCACGAAUCGAUGCCCUGGACAUUUUUGGAUUGCUAACCAAAUAUCUUGGAGAACGCGAAAAGGGCGAUAUGUCCCUACUGCUUUAUCUAGCGUAGCACAUCG